Trichoderma breve is the source of this 2037-nucleotide messenger RNA. RefSeq lists its product as uncharacterized. Lineage: Eukaryota; Fungi; Ascomycota; Sordariomycetes; Hypocreales; Hypocreaceae. The transcript is spliced from 5 exons. Bases 1 to 2037 code for a protein of 678 amino acids. The record is from RefSeq and is a predicted model, not a curated record.
AUGAGCGGUCGCAGGCGAAGGGCGUCGACGUCGAGCGUCGAAACCAUAGAUGGAGACAAGAUCCGCUGGUUGCAAGAGUCUUCCGUUGUCAGAUCACAACCCAAGGACGUCUCCAAGGAUGAUUAUCCUUGCUUCGAGCUUCGUGAUGCCACCGUCUACGAUAGAAAGGGAGAGGCUCUCGAAAACGCACUCAAUGUCGUCGUGCGAGGCCCAUAUAUCGUGCGAGGCCAUCUCAUCAUAGACGAUCCCUCUCAAAAGACACACCUGAUCAUGAGGGUCCGAGCAUCUACACCUAUAGAAAUACGCCAUUGUAUCGCUUAUUCGAUCGGAGAAGACGAUGGGCGCCCUGUUGUAUGGGUUCUGGGUCGGGGCGGCUGGUACGAGAUAAACCCUUCAGACGCAUACCGACCGAUAUUCAAUAAGAUGUGCGAGGCCACGACCAUGUAUUACAGUUUAGUGGACAUAUACAGCUCUGGCAAAUUUGGCAAGACACCCGCGGCAUCGGGUGCCAAUCUCCUAGAGGCUCUUCGCACUGAUUUGUUGCAGUAUGCCAUGAAAGUAGGCGAUGGAGCAACGUUCAACGAGGUUAUACAGCGGUGUGCUGAGCACGCCAUCUUCUUCGUUUGCCAAUUUGGACAGGAGUCUCUCAGCCUUAUAGACUGGAAGCAAACCCCAUUCCAUAAAUGGUUCACGGUUGAGCACGCCGACGUGGUGCAUAAAACAGAGUUGGCGCUCAAAAAUCCACGAAAACCAAGCAGUCCGGCGCGCGAGAUAGUGAGUCCGGCGCCGAGUAACAGGUCCUCCAAUCGCAUUACUAGGAGUCUAAGCACGGAGGUUGUUGAUCUCGAUCAAAUCCAGCUAUCGAAACGGCCGAAACCAAGCCCUCUUGCAGAUGUGGCCAGCCCUAGUGCUGCUGCUCAGAGUGCUGCUGCUCAGAGACCAGCAAUGCCUACGCAAUCUACUGACGGUGCAAUGAGCACUGCAGCAGAUGAUGACUCUCCAUUGGCCUCCGUCCUCGCUGCAUUAGAAGCGUUAUAUGCCGAAAAAGGUGGUUCUAAAAAGGGUCUCACUGCGACGAAUUCUCUCAAUUUCAUCUACUUCAACUACAGAAUCCCCAAUUAUAAAGACGGCUCUGUAGGAGCCCAUCGCAUUCCCUCUGAAGAGGUCUUGCAUUAUAAUGCUGCCGCCUUAUUGCAGGUACUUGACAAGGAGAGGUUCCAGAAGCACGAGCUCUGGUCUUUUCUCGAGGAGUUGUCAACAAAGCCAUUUUCUGCCCGCGCCAUAAAAGCAUCGGAAUUCCCUUUUCGACUGAUACCGCGCAAAGCCAUGCCGCGUCAAUCCAAGAAGCCUGCGCCAACUGCGCCAACUGCUGUUGACCCAGAAUCAUCCUCACAUGAAGCUGCCGCAGCAAGUCCCAACGAUGCUCCUCGGCGUAUUGGCAAAUCACUAAAACGACCUGGCCGGAGACCGAUCAAAACAUCAGGCCUACGAACAGGAACUGCCUCCAAGAAAAGAACUCACGCCGAGAUUGGAGAUGAGAGUGAGCCGGACUCCGAAGCCUCGGGCAUCAAACGGUCACACUAUUUCUCGGAUAAGGACGAGGAGGAGGAAGAGGGAGACACUUCUAUGCAAGACUUGACCGAAUUGAACACCCCUAGAAAAGCUGGUCCGUCUGUUCAGCCGCAACCAGACGACGUAGAGCCGAUCCAGAUUGUAAUUCGCACAGAGAAGAUACCUUCCACCGUCCCCAAAGGCCCCGAUGAUACUUGGACGUGCGAAGAGGAUGGCUGCGCUUAUGUUGUGCGUGGUGGUGACGCGCAAGGGUGUCAAACUCGCAUUCAAAAACACUUUGAAGAACACCAGGAGCAGAACAAAAGACUCAACCUCGCAGUCACAGAAAGCAGCCGUGGCCACAUGCCGAUUAAUCAUCUACUCGAGAAACUCAAGCGAAUGGGCGAAAAAGCCCAGCCGAACCAGUCGCCAGUGGCUCAGGAUGGAACACUCCCGCAGCCGAUCAAGAGGAAACUGAUAGUGUGA